AUGGCGGCCAGUUCUUCCAGUUGUGCUCGCGCGCACCAUCUUCUUAGUGUCCUUGCGCUUCUCGCCGCUGCUUUUAGUGUCACCGCCGCCAGCAGCAGCGCCAAUGGCGGCGGGAGCGUCAUCGUCGCCGUCGGGAAGAAGAGUGCGGUGCUGUCGCUGCGUGAGUUGGAGUGGGCUGCAGCCGCGAGGAAGAUCCGGGGCCGCUACGCGCAACCAAUGCAAGCUCAGAUCCUUGAGUUCACACCUGCUAUAGUCCUGUCUGAAUUUCUGAUAAGCACUUACACACUUGUCCCCAUCUCAUCUUCUCCAGGAGAGCAUAAGAAAGCAGAGUCAGCCAGAAGAGCGGCCACCGUGUUAAAACUGAAGCAACAUUUGCCCACCACCAUCCGCAGCCAGCCUGCCGGAACUGAACGUUACCUCACCCGCCUUCUCGCUGCCGACGAGGCGCGUGCUGCAUCGUUGCAGCUUCCCAGGGCAGCAUCCACUCAGUCCGGCUCUGGCCGCGGCCAGGCGGUGGCGGAGGUUCCGCUUACUUCCGGCAUCCGCUUCCAGACGCUUAACUACGUCACCACCAUCGCGCUCGGUGGCGAGUCCGCUGGCGCCGUCGCCAACUUCACCGUCAUCGUGGACACCGGCAGCGACCUCACAUGGGUACAGUGCAAGCCGUGCCGCUACUGCUACUCGCAGCAGGACCCGCUCUUCGACCCCACCGGCUCCGCCACCUACGCCGCCCUCCCGUGCAACGCCUCCGCCUGCGCCGCCUCCCUCAAGGAUGCCACCGGCGCGCCCGGAACCUGCGCCAGAAGCGGCAGCGGUAGCGAGAGGUGCUACUACGCGCUGGCCUACGGCGACGGGUCGUUCAGCCGCGGCGUGCUUGCCACGGACACGGUCGGCCUCGGGGGUGCCAGCCUCGAGGGCUUCGUGUUCGGCUGCGGCCUCAGCAACCGCGGCCUGUUCGGCGGCACGGCAGGUCUCAUGGGCCUCGGCAGGACCGAGCUCUCCCUCGUCUCCCAGACGUCGUCCCGGUUCGGCGGCGUGUUCUCCUACUGUCUGCCAGCGACAACGUCCGGCGACUCCACAGGGUCUCUCUCCCUCGGGCGCGGCGACUCAUCAGCCUACCGUAACACGACGCCCGUGGCAUACACUCGCAUGAUCGCCGACCCCGCGCAGCCGCCGUUCUACUUCAUGAACAUCACCGGCGCGACCGUCGGCGGCGCCGCGGUGACCGCGUCCGGUCUCGGCGCCAGAAACGUGCUCAUCGACUCGGGCACGGUGAUCUCGCGCCUGGCACCUUCUGUGUACCACGCCAUCCGCGCCGAGUUCACGCUCCAGUUCGGCGCCGGGACGCGGUACCCCGCCGCGCCAGGGUUCUCGAUCCUCGACACGUGCUACAACCUGACGGGGCUCGACGAGGUGAAGGUGCCGCUGCUGACUCUGCAGCUGGAAGGCGGAGCCGACGUUACCGUGGACCCUGCAGGGAUGCUGUUCAUGGUGAGGAAAGACGGGUCUCAGGUGUGCCUGGCCAUGGCGAGCCUCCCGUACGAAGACCAGAUGCCUAUCAUAGGGAAUUACCAGCAGAAGAACAAGAGGGUGGUGUAUGACACGGUGGGGUCAAGGCUAGGCUUUGCUGAUGAGGAUUGCAGCUACAUUUGA
This is a messenger RNA of Lolium rigidum, 1653 nucleotides long. RefSeq names its product aspartyl protease family protein At5g10770-like. Gene Ontology annotation, molecular function: aspartic-type endopeptidase activity. The coding region runs from base 1 to 1653 and encodes 550 amino acids. The transcript has 3 exons. The record is from RefSeq and is a predicted model, not a curated record. Gene Ontology annotation, biological process: proteolysis. Lineage: Eukaryota; Viridiplantae; Streptophyta; Magnoliopsida; Poales; Poaceae.